Molecule: messenger RNA, 1864 nt
Organism: Helicoverpa armigera (cotton bollworm)
Lineage: Eukaryota; Metazoa; Arthropoda; Insecta; Lepidoptera; Noctuidae
Product: seroin
Exons: 10
Coding region: 336-1109 (257 amino acids)
Source: RefSeq, a predicted model, not a curated record
AUAAAUGCAUGUUAUUUAACGGUUUAAUAAUCUUAGUCAUGCUAGUGAUAUGGUAAUUAUAAAAGUUGGUGGAAAACAUGCAUCUUAUUGAGUUAAAAACAGCAGUGUAUUGUGAAUCACAUGUGUGAUGAGUCAGGGCUUGAAGCGGUUUUCAGCAUCACAAUUUUCCAUGUAAGGCCUAUUCGUCACACUAUUUGCACAGCUUGGCUGAAGAACAACAACUAUGCAUGAUAUUUAAAAGAACGAGCAUUGUAAGGUGUUCAGUUAUUCACUGUUGGUUAAUGCGACGUAUAUUGUGAAUAGUUUGCUGCCUGUAAUAAAAUCUUGGCCAUAUAAUGGCUGUCACGACUGUUCUAAUAGUCGCUUCCUUGGUCGCCAUCGCUAGCGCUGGAUUUCCUGGCUUCCCAUGGCCUGACAACGACGAUGUAUUCCCACCACUUCCCGUACCGAUGUUCCGUUUCCCCCCUAUACCCAGACCCCGAUCAAUGAACGGAAUGCCCAAUUUUCCAAUGCCCUUCUUCCCACCGUUCCCGAAAUUCAAAUUUCCAAAAAUGCCGACAUAUGAGGAUAUAGCGAAUGCAAAGCCAGGUCAAGGAGGUACAUACACCGGUGUUGUCGUCAGCUCGAAGUCUGAAAUGAGGAGGGAUGAAGAAGGGAACCUGGUCAAAACAGGCGGUUCCACCAUCCUGAUCAACAAUGAUGGAAAUGUGAAGAUAGAAAAAUCCGGAGACUCGCCACCAGAACUAGCAACAAGAAAUAACGGGGAAGAUGACGAACAAAUAGAAAAUAAAAACGAAAAUACACAAAGCUCAGAGAGCAUAGAAAGCACAGAAUUCUUUGAAUUCGACGUCCCACAGCCCAAACCGCUUAAUCAUAAUAAUAGGUUCAAGAAAUUCGAAUUCAACUUCGAGCCACUAAACCCUGAGAGGCUCAAGAAAAUUGUACCUGGUGAAAAUGAAUACUUCAAAGGAAAAUCUGUCAGAAGCCACAGCCAUAGCUCCAAUGUUAAUGGCGUCGUUAAUCAAGAAGCCAGUGUUAUAAGAGUAGAAAAUGACAAUGGUAAAGUAAAUGAAGAAACUAUAUCGUUCCGUAAAGGCCCUGAGCGGUAAACCUUUUUUGUCGAUACUUUUUAAUAUAUUUUUUAGGUUUCACUUAGUUAUUUGAACCAGUGAUUAGUCAUGAACUAACUUUACCCGCAAACUGCAGAUUAAACAGUCGGCCGAUAGUUUUUUUUAUGUUUUUUGAUUCCAAUCAAAGUUUUCAGUCGUUCUGAUACCGGCUUAAUGCCUUAUCUUUGUAAUAUGCGUACCAUUCAUCGUCAUGCUGAUUUAUGAGCCCAAGGAAACUAUCGACCGACUGAAAGUCUACAGUGUAUGGUAAUACUAUUAUAAUGUAAUUAAUCGUAAUACAAGCAUAAUCAAUUAAUAAACUUUUUUUAAGUUUUGUAUUUAUGUAGUUAAGCAUUAUCAAAAAUUCUGUUGUGAAAUUGGAAAAGAAGUUGCAUUGAGAUUUUUUUAUGAAUUGCUUAAAGUUAUGGUGGAAUAAGACAACUUGCAUCUUCCAGUUUUGUAAAUACAAGUAAUUUUGAAUGUUAUUUCAAAUAUAUUCUGGCGAACUGCAUAAUCAUUAUUUUUGUAAUUUUAUUCUUGACUCCUAACUUUUUGUAAAUAAAUUCAAGUUUUAUUGUGUGUAAUUUAUUUGUAAAUUACUGUUAUUAUAUCAUUAGCAGUUUCUUCAAAAUUAAGAUAAAGGGAGCUUCUGGGGAACUGUGACGUUUGGGUAGUCGUAACAUAGGUACAUAUCAGUUUUUUAUAUAAUUUAAAAUAAGUGUAGGUAUUGAUAAUGAAUAAAUAACAUUACUUUC